AAGUAUGGUUAGGUAUAAUACACGUUCAUAUUUCUUUCAAUUUUAAGAAAAUGGCAAAUACCGUUGCUCAUUCACUGCUGUACUGUUUUAAAAUAAAGGUGUUUGAAGCAGUAAAGAUGGUUCCUUCUAUGGAUCACAAUAAUAGAAUAGAGGCAGUUACUUUUUGGAACAGUUUAUCAGAAAAUCUUGAAGAGAUAAUAAACAACAAUUCUGAGAAGAUAGCAACCAUAAUUUUGUCAUUGGAAGAAGAUCUUGCAAAACAAAUGCACUCCAUAUCUGGUUGCUUACUAGGAACAACUUCAACAUCUUGUUUUGAAAAACUAGGAAAUUCAGCUGACUAGAUUAACAUCGGCAUUUGGAUAUCGUCUGAUAGAUGGGAUAUCCCCAAUGCAUUUGGGUGCUAUUAUCACAGACAUUAUUCGUUAUGAAAAUAUAUUGACAACCAGGACCAAUAACGCUCACUUGGUGAACAAAGAAGACAGGCUGUUCCCAAAGAGUGAGUCUUUGUCUCUAGGUGUGUGUAAAACUUCUUACUCUGUGUCACCUGGAAAAUAUUCUGCUUCCACGCAAACCUCUGUGUCUUUGUUGCCGAAAACUUGUAAUUUCUUAGGCAAUCCUCAAAAACAGAAUUCAACUCUAUUGAAUGAUAAAAAAACAGUAUCAAACCAAGAAAUUAAAUCUCUAAAAUGCAAUAAUGUUUUACCAGUACUAACUUCAAAAUGUAACACUUCACCACAGAAUUCCUCCAGUUCAAAAUAUUCUUCUUCAGUGAACUUGAAUCAAACAUAUACUUCAUUUCAGAAUAUAUGUAAUUUUACUUCUUUAAAAUUCUCCAAUUCUCCAGAAACAAAUAUAAAAAUGAACUGUAAUACUACACCAUUAAACUCAUCUGUAUUAUUAACAAAUUCUGGAGUGAAAUGUGACACUUCAUCAUUGAACUCCUUUGAAGCUGAAAUAACUUCUGAGGUGAAAUGUGACACUACAUCACUGAACUCAUCUGAAGCUGAAUCAAAACAUUCUGGAGUGAAAUGUGACACUAUACAAGUAAACUCAUCUAAAGCUGCAUCAAAACAUUCUGGAGUGAAAUGUGACACUAUACCAGUAAACUCAUCUGAAGCUGCUUCAAAAAGUUCUGGAGUGAAAUGUGACUCUAUACCAGUAAACUCAUCUGAAGGUGCUUUAAAAAGUUCUGGAGUGAAAUGUGACACUAUACCAGUAAACUCAUCUGAAGCUGCUUCAAAAAGUUCUGGAGUGAAAUGUGACACUAUACCAGUGAACUCAUCUGAAGCUGCAUCAAAACAUUCUGGAGUGAAAUGUGACACUAUAUCAGUAAAUUCAUCUGAAGCUGCUUCAAAAAGUUCUGGAGUGAAAUGUGACACUAUACCAGUGAACUCAUCUGAAGCUGCAUCAAAACAUUCUGGAGUGAAAUGUGACACUAUAUCAGUAAAUUCAUCUGAAGCUGCUUCAAAAAGUUCUGGAGUGAAAUGUGACACUAUACAAGUAAAUUCAUCUGAAGCUGCUUCAAAAAGUUCUGGAGUGAAAUGUGACACUAUACCAGUAAACUUAACUGAAGCUGCAUCAAAAAAUUCUGGAGUGAAAUGUGACACUAUACAAGUAAAUUCAUCUGAAGCUGCUUCAAAAAGUUCUGGAGUGAAAUGUGACACUGUACCAGUGAACUUAUCUGAAGCUGCUUCAAAAAGUUCUGGAGUGAAAUGUGACACUAUACAAGUAAAUUCAUCUGAAGCUGCUUCAAAAAGUUCUGGAGUGAAAUGUGACACUAUACAAGUAAACUCAUCUGAAGCUGCUUCAAAAAGUUCUGGAGUGAACUGUGACACUACACCGCUAAACUCAUCUGAAGCUGCAUCAACAACUGCUGUAGUGAACUGUGACAGCAUGUCAUUGAACUUAUCUGAACAAGCAUCAACAAAUUUUGAAGUGAAAUGUGACACUACACCAAUAAUCUCAACUGAAGCUGUAUCAACAAAUUCUGUAGUGAAAUGUGACACUACACUAUUAAACUUUUCUGAAGCUGAGCCAACAAAUUUUGCAGUGACCUGUUUGUCACCAUUCAACUCCUGUGAUACUACACAAGCAAAUUCUGUAAUAAAUUGUAAGAACACUAAAAGAAACACUUCUGAAGCUGAAUCUGUAAAUGAUGUAGUGGAUUGUAACAAAAUGCCAUCAAACUUUAAUUAUGCACGAACACGUCCAUUAAUAGUGAAAUGUGUUGCUGCUUCAAACUCUUCCAAGAUUCCAGAAAGAAAAGCAGGAGAUUUGGAAUGUAGUUCCACAUCAUUGAUGAAAUAUUCAGAAGUCCAAGAAGUCUUGACAUUGUCUUCUCUGAAAGUCCAUAAACCUUCUUUGGUUGUUUUGUCUCUUGAUUCAACAAGACAGCCAAGUAAUUGCAAGGAUCAACUAUGUAAAACUGGAUAUGAACUUAAGGGUCAAGAUUUAAUAACAGAAUAUGAUGAAGAUGAUGACCAUUAUAUGGAGAGUAUACAAGAUGCUUUGAGUUGUUACUCAUAUUCUAGUUAUUCUCACAGAAGAGUCUCGUUAGAAGCUGAUAAUGUGGAAAAGGAAGAUAAUAAUUAUUUAAGUCCUCCACUCAAGAAAAGGCUGAAAAAAGACUUGGCCAAGUGUCCUCACUGUUCAAAAGAGUUCUAUAACAAAACUAGAUUUUGGGACCAUGUAAGACAACAUACAGGAGAAAAACCUUUCAAAUGUUAUGUAUGUGAGAAAUCUUUUUUCUCAUCGUCCACAUUGAAAUCGCACAUGACUCAGCACAAGGAGAAAGAAUAUCUUUGUAAGUUGUGUAACAACAGUCCUCGGACACGAGAACAGCUGAUGACCCAUAUGUAUCAGAAACACAGUGUACCAAUGUAUGAAUGUCACUUUUGUAAAAAGAGAUUUGGUGGAAAAAGAGACCUAAGAUCCCACACUAAGAUGCUGCAUCCUGAAAGGCUUAAGGAAACGUGGUCAUGUGAUGUCUGUGGAAAGAUACUAAGAAGUAGAGUAGGAUUUACCAAACACAUGGAAUUACAUGAUGACAAAGAAUAUGAAUGUGAAUUUUGUGGAAAGAAGUUUCAAACAUCAGCUGGCCACCGUGAACACCAUAAACUUCACUUAACAAAGAAAGUGGUACGAAAAUAUGAACGAAGAUCCAUAGAACAGAAAGAAAAUGAUGCAAAGAAAAAAGAAACACCAUCAGUGUACCCAUGUUUAUGGUGUCCCAAGAAGUUUUCAAGAAGACUUUUAUUAGAUGAGCAUGAAAAAGAACAUGAAGAUAAGGAAAUAAAAAACAGCUCUGACCAGGGGAAUGGAAAACCUACACGACAGUGUCCAUACUGUGAAAAGUGUUUUCAUGCUAGAUUUAGUUUAAGAAUUCACCUAAGAGUACAUACAGGAGAGAAACCCUACAGGUGUGACAUAUGUAACCAGGGUUUUACUCAGGCAGGAAAUUUGAAACGUCACAAGGAGGUACAUCUGGAAGAAAAGACAUUUAUUUGUGAAUAUUGUGGACUGGCUUUCCAACAAAACUCUUCUUUGAAAGCUCACCUUGUCAAACACACAGCUAUUCCAAUGUAUCAGUGCAAUCAGUGUCCAGCAAGGUUCUAUAAGAAAGGCAGCCUAGAAAGACAUAUGUGUAGACACACUGAUGAUCGUCCACACAUAUGUAACAUUUGUUUUAAAGCCCACAAAACCAAACAGGGUUUAUCAGAACAUAUGGCCAUCCAUUCUGAAUAUCCAGUGUAUGAGUGCAGCAUUUGUGGGAAGACUUACAAAUUGAGGCGUUCAUUUAGAGUGCAUACAAAGCAUUGUAAAGGAAAACAGAUAUCUAGGAAUGCAAGAAAGCGAAGGGAUCAGCAUAAUUCUGGAAAUGAAGAUCCAAUACAAGAAGCUGUUACAACUGUUCACCAGUCUUCUAGGAAAAAGAAAAAUAGGAAACAUCUAUUAGAUUUUGAGGAGACAGUGAAAGCUGUUGCUUCUGUAACAAAGAAAGAGCAACUAGACCAUGCAGUUUGUGUAGAUUCAGAAAACCAGUUUUUCCAGCUUGGUAGUGAGGUUACUGUAGAUCAGACAGAGAUGGAAGAAUCAUCACCCAUUGACAUUGAAGAAGUUUUAUCAGACAGCAGUUUAUCCUCAGAGAAUGAAGAAUCAUCAAACCAGAGUGAUGAAUCGAGCAACUGAAACAUUGUGUAGUCAUUUCCUAAAGUAAAGUUUUUUGUUUAUACAGAAAACUCAACCAAGAAUAUGUUUAUCUAUAGUGAAGAUGAGCAGUCAGGAUUGUUUCAGGGUAAUCACAGUUUGUCUCAUAUAUUAUAAACACACAUGCUGACCAGGUAAUCAUCAUUGUAAAUCAUGUAAAUAAAUAUUAGUGUUAUCUGUGACCAAAUCAUUAAAGAUAAUAUUGAUCUUUAAAAGUCCAUUCUACAGGAGAUAAAAAGUUCUUGGGCCUAAUAUUGAAUUUAAGUCCUUGGGUUAUAUUGGAUCAAGUCUUGAUUUAAAUUUCAUGGUGUAAGUCUGGGUCAAGUCUUGGAUGAAAGUUUUUAGUGUUAUUUUGGACCAAUUCAUGGAUUAACUUUGUUGAGAGGGUGAGGGUGUUAAACAACAACCCCUGUUCCUGUGAAACUAUACAAAGCAAUUUUUACUAUAAAUAUGAAUUUACUAUGUCUAUCUUCACAAAUUUGGUAACUUCUUUUUUUUACAUUUAAUAAACAUUACAAGUCUGUUGUACAUUAAAAUCAUACUUAAAAGUAAAUUUAAUAAAUCGGAUAAAUAGAGUAAAAUUUAAUUUACUUAAAAUUUAUUUGUUGUUUCAAUCAUUCAUUGUAGUUG
Limulus polyphemus (Atlantic horseshoe crab) is the source of this 4836-nucleotide messenger RNA. RefSeq lists its product as uncharacterized. Gene Ontology annotation, biological process: regulation of transcription by RNA polymerase II. The record is from RefSeq and is a predicted model, not a curated record. Gene Ontology annotation, molecular function: RNA polymerase II cis-regulatory region sequence-specific DNA binding; DNA-binding transcription activator activity, RNA polymerase II-specific. The transcript is spliced from 17 exons. Bases 388 to 4188 code for a protein of 1266 amino acids. Gene Ontology annotation, cellular component: nucleus. NCBI's taxonomy places the organism in Eukaryota, Metazoa, Arthropoda, Merostomata, Xiphosura, Limulidae.